CGGCCCACUCCGAUAUCGUCCCGUGGAGUUAGGUGUCGACACACCAGUUGUAGUAUGGCGCCCACAAGUGAUAGACUGAUUGGAAAAUUUGGCAGUUAACCGGAUUAAAACCUUGUUAAAAACUGCUUGAUUUGGCCCCUUAGGGUGGUGAUUUUUGCCAUGGCUGCUAUGGAAAAUUCGAUGACGCCGACCAAAGUGCGGUGGAAGGAACCCUCACCUGUUACCUACGGCAAGGUGGAGGUAAAACAGGUAGAGCACAACAUAGCGCCUGUCGGCUUGGAGAGGGUCCACUCUUUCGGGAGUGAGUCGGAACUGGACAUCCACCUCGCCUCGUCCAGAACGAAGCGACCACCAGGCGUCCCACGGGGCGUUUUGGUCAGUUCUUCCGCCGCCAUGUUGACUUCUGACGGUAACAUCACCCCCAGAGACAUCGAGAAAGCUGUGAAAACCAGAGCACGACCAAGAAAAGAGUUUGAGGGCACGCCGUUCUUAAGUAUAGACAACAUAUCACCUGGGACAGUGCUAGCCAGAGCUGAGGAAGAAGCAGCGAAGAGAAAAACUCGGAAACUGAGGAACGCGCUCCACUCCUAUGGCCAGCGCAUACCAUCCUCGUUGGGGGAGGCACUGGAGGCAAAUUUUGGCGUCCCUCCGCCGCCUCCCUCCACCCCCCGGAUGGCGAAUGGUUGGGGCCAGAGAAGCCGAUCCCCCAUGAGAAAAGACAGUGUACCGAGGGCGAAAACUCCUGCUGGGUCCAAGAGACAGAGUCCUUCUAAACCUGACCGCAUGGCGUCAGGUGUGUCCAGAACGUCCACCAGGUGUACCAGUGUGAUGUCCGGACAGCAGGUAGUCUACCGGUCACCAAACUCCAACCCCAGGAAACCUCCGCACAACAUUAAAGCACCCUUCAAACAAGGACCUCUACCGGACAUAGAGAGUCUACAGGAGCGCCCCCUGUCGCCUAGCGAGGAACUGAAGGAGGUAACAGCUCGGGGCGUCCAUCGUGUGAAGAAGGCCCUGCUCCGUGAGCCGUCACCCGAACCUGUCCACAGUGGAGGGCGGCUGCUGAAAGCAAAAUUAAAGCCAUUGUAUCCUGUUACGCAAUUACGCGGACCAACCAUUGGACAAUGUAGGGGUGUACUAGCAGAGCGAUAUGAACAAGAAGAGACCAAGAGCAAGCUGAAGUCUAGAAAGGCGGAACUCCUGGAGCAGCUGCGCGCCAGACAGCUGAUACCUGAGUCCAUCCACCUGACGUCUGAAGCCUCGGAGGUCACUGAUUCAGAAGAAGACGAAGAUGAUGAUGACAAGGAUGACGACGAAGAAGCUGUCAAGCAAUUGGACGGCUUCCAGGAUUCAGAUGACGAAGAGGAUGAUGUACCAGAUGAAGAAGAUGAUGAAGAUGAUAUCGGACCCGGCGGACAUCCUCCCACCACGCCUCCUCCACCGUGUAGUCCAACAGACGAGGCCGCAGACUUCGACUUUCCAACCGUCAACGGUGUUCAACAAAACGGCGAGACAAAAACGGAAGAAGCCGAGGAAAAACCUGACAGUGGAAAAGAAAAUAGGAAAAAGCCAUCAAAGAAAGAGCGAUGCAAAGAGAACAGUGAAAUGAAAGACAGAAGAAAAGACGAUGACGAAGAAGGUGAUGGAGGCAGUACUAGCGGUAGGAAAAAAUCUGGAGGUCCUCGAGUUAAUCGCACGGGUCCAAACUCUGUAGCACGUAAAGAAAGUACUACCACAAAGCCUAACAAUGCUGCUAAUAACGGUGCCAAACAGACGAAGACUAGGAAACAGCCACGCGGGAAAAAGUUUCACGGGCCCGUGUCGUCCAAAGCCAGCAAGCGGAGCCCGAGGAACCCAAAAAGCGCAUGGGAGCUGAAGAGAAUACGCCAACUGAAAUGCGGAAUCUGUGGAACCUUCACGUACAACAUGGUAGACUUUGGUGAGACCACCGGGUAUUGUAUUUGUGAGAAAUGUCACAACAACGAUGGACAACCGGUUAUCCAAGAUAGCCCUAUUGAAGAGCCAAAAGAAGACACCAAACGUAAGAAGAGGAGAGUAAGAUUUGUGGAUGACAAGCCAAAUCCUGAACUAGAAAUCAUGAAGGACAAGUGGAGUAGAUUAGACGAAGACAUCAUGAAAUCUUUACAAACACUAACAUCUCUCAAGUGUUAUAGAGACAGUGGUGAAGAGAUACAAAGACACAAGGAUGACAAUGAUGGAACAAAAGAAAAGUGCAAUAUCAGUAGCGAAGAAGAGUCGGACGAAGAAUACUUCUCGGCAGAUUCAGAUUUUGAAGAUGAAGGUUUCGACAGAACCAAGAUGGCGAUGCCAGACCUAACAGAGUUCAAAGACACUAAAGUUGAGGGGAGUGACAGUGGACAAGGAAGUGACGUUUCGUCGGAGCAAGGCACGAUGGGAAGUGAGGCCGGAAGUGACGUCGGACAGGUGGACGUCAAGGUGGAGUACACCGUCAAACAAAAGAAGAGACCAAAAACGUCCAACGUCCGACCUCAAGAUGUGGAAAUGAUCUGCAGAGAAGUCCGAAAACUGUUGGCCAAUGCAUGGGGGCAGGAAACACUGAAGAACGUGGAAGAGACUCAACCCAAACCUCGGAGAAAGACAACCACAGCGGUAAAGGAAAAGUAA
This is a messenger RNA of Branchiostoma floridae (Florida lancelet), 2646 nucleotides long. Its product is annotated as midasin-like. Gene Ontology annotation, molecular function: gamma-glutamylcyclotransferase activity. The transcript is spliced from 11 exons. The record is from RefSeq and is a predicted model, not a curated record. The coding region runs from base 160 to 2646 and encodes 828 amino acids. NCBI's taxonomy places the organism in Eukaryota, Metazoa, Chordata, Leptocardii, Amphioxiformes, Branchiostomatidae.